Molecule: messenger RNA, 2166 nt
Organism: Alternaria burnsii
Lineage: Eukaryota; Fungi; Ascomycota; Dothideomycetes; Pleosporales; Pleosporaceae
Exons: 1
Coding region: 1-2166 (721 amino acids)
Cellular component (GO): nucleus
Source: RefSeq, a predicted model, not a curated record
AUGGCACCCAAAAAACCCCGCGAUCGCAAACGGCAGACCAAAAUCAACUUCUCACCUGCUCCCAAAUCCUCGCCUGCAACCAGAUCAAGUGCCGCCACAACGAUGAGGAACUCGCCUUCGCGACCGAACCUUACGGCUACAGAAUUGGAAAAAGCGCCUAGCGGAGCUUCUAAAAACAAAAAGAAAGACUUUUGGGGUGAAGACGCAUUGGCAGCUGGAAUAAGGCGAGGGAAGGAGUUGGGCAAGCUUCUCCAUAGCUCUAGGCCUGAUUACUCCGACAGUGACUCUGCCGACUCUACACCUCCAGAAGAAGACGAACCGUUGGCUCUUGUCAUGUUGCGAAACUACAAAGCGUUGGCGACGCCCAGCGACAGAUCCGAGGAUGAUGUGGAUGAGGAAGACGAAGUGCCAGUGGAGGAACCUAAAUCACGGAAGCGGAGACGAGCCGCGACGCCCAACGAUUCUGAUGAUGAGGAGCCGACAGUCACAGUCAUCCCGCGCAAACGUCAAAAGCGCGUCAAAAUCGAGUCGGAUAGUUCCGAGAAACCGAAGAAGAGAAAGAAGAAGGACAAGAAAGACAACAAGCGGAGUAAGAAGAAGGAGAGCACAUCAGAGGAGGAAGAGACGCAGCCUGCACCUCGUAGCAGCCGGCGAAGGGCUGUGAAGAAGGCCUCAACACCAGACGAAGAUGAAGAAGACGACGUUCUUCUCACGCCAGCUCCAAGGUCAAGGCGGAAGACAACCCGCCAGCCUUCUCCACCAGUCGAAAGGGAGAAGGAACAGAGUCCACCACGAAGCACAAGACGCAGAUUGAAAAGGCGCAAAUCGCCCUCAGAAGAUGAAGAUGAAGCUUCAGGUAGGGGGGAUGUCGUGUCGGACGAGGAAGAGUCGGGAGGAGUUGAAGGAAGCGCAAAUGACGAAGAGAACGACGAAGAGCAAGACGAGUUGAAGGAGGAACUUGCAUUUCUGAGAUCAUCUCCACUACCAGACCGUGGUAGACUAAGAAGUACGCAAGAUAAGCCCAAGAACAAACGACAGGAGGCUCUCGAAGCGUUGAAGAGGCGACGUGCUGGUACUACUAAUGAGCCGUCCUUCUCAGCAACACCUGGGCGCAAAAGAGCAGUUGUGGUAGACACAGAUUCUGAGUCAGAGCUUGAGGUAAUCAAAGAAGAACCAGAUAGUGAUCUCGACGUACUGGAAGAGGAUGACAUCGAAGACGACGAGCAAGAAGAGUCAGACCGCGAUGCAAAUGCAUUGGACAUGUUCCAAGAGGAUGAACAAGACGAGCAGUUCAUCGACGACGAUCCAGACAACAUGAUUGGGGAACCAUCUGUCAACGACGACCUUGACGAAAUGCGUCUGGCAUUUAGCUUGUCACGUGCGAAGACACGGGAUUUGUUCAAACACGCCGUAGAGUGGAUGGUCAUGAAGAAGAUCCAUCCAGGUUUCGAUUCGAAGAAGAACGUCUACACGCUGACAUUCCGUAAACUGGACGACGAAGUAAAAGGUCUCGCCGGAUCCAAAUAUACAUCAUCAGUUUGGACAGCCGAUUUUACAAGAGCUAUCCGCGCACGCCCCGAUCUUAUGAUCAACGAACUCAGUGCUGCCGAAAGAGCCGUCAUGUCGCCACACUGCGAAGCAUGUAAUCGAACCAACCACACAGCGAGUUUCGAGCUCCUCCUCCAAGGCCAGCCCUACCAUCCAGAAACACUCGAGCCCUUGUCCUCCGCCUCAGAUUCCUCAGACUCUGAUAGUGACGACAGCGACUCCUCUGGCCUAUCAUCUGACUCCGAAACCGCGCUCAACGGUGAAAAACCAUCGUACAACUACCAGAAAGACCGUAUACCACCCGAAUCUCACCGCUUCCCUCUCGGCUCAACAUGCAAAGCCAACGCACAAGUCGCGCAUACGCUGUACCACUGGCGGUACAACCUCUACCAGUGGGUGAAGGACCAUCUCAAGGCACAAGGGCAUCUAUCAGCUGAGAAGCUGGUGAAGAGAGAAGGGAAGAGUGACCGCAAGAGGGAGAAGGAGGCAAGGAAGAUUGUGGAUACCAUGGAGGCAGACGGACAAAUCAAGUCGCUUUGGCAUUCUUAUAAGACACAACUGCAGACGGCGGUGGAGGCGGAUAACGAUUAUGCUAAUGGUUGGGGGAGAAGGGGGUAG